AUGUCGAUUGGUGCAAUAUAUUAUUUCACGGGCAACAUCACUGAUGCUGUAAAGCAUUUAGAGCAGUUUAUAGAAAUUAGAGAACAGAUGCAGUUACCACUUUGUCGUGACGCUGGUCUAUGUUAUAGAUAUCUUGGAAUUUGUCAUGUACGGACAGUAGAAAGACAGACAACAUUUGAACAAAAACUACAAGUACUUCAUCAAGCACGAGAAGCAUUUACUAAAUCUCUCAACAUACUGUUAUUUCAUUCAAAUUUUGAUCAAGAAAUACUGGAUGUGUUGAGGCACCUUGCUACUUCCUAUGAUAUGAAAAUUGAUGAGGAGACUAUAGAUGAGAAGGCCACUAUGCUAAAACUAAUAGCAAGGAAAGCAUAUACUUGGAGAGAUUAUGCCAGAGCUAAAGAUUUGUUCUACAUGCAAAUGAAAGUUGAAGCUGCUACAAUGGUUUUACAGCCAGUACAAAAAGCUAUUGCGCUGCAUGACAUCGGUUUGUGUCAGAUACGUCUCUCACAGUUGGACGUAGCUGAGGAAACAUUUACUGAAUCACUGAGAAUUGCUCAAUCUCUGAGACCAGAAGAGCAUCAAGGUUUACAGAUUUCAUCCAUCAAGAAUCUGCUUGGACUAGUUCGGAUGCUGAAGUACUUUAGAACGUUAGAUUAAGGUACAGACUUAUUAGUAACACAAUACAGUCACAAGAUUGAUGAAGUGUAUUUUACAGUUAGUGCUGAUUGUCAUAUGUCUAAAUGUUUGUUUGC
Molecule: messenger RNA, 755 nt
Organism: Corticium candelabrum
Lineage: Eukaryota; Metazoa; Porifera; Homoscleromorpha; Homosclerophorida; Plakinidae
Exons: 6
Coding region: 1-660 (219 amino acids)
Molecular function (GO): protein binding
Source: RefSeq, a predicted model, not a curated record